GCGGCCGGGACACCAACGGCUGCGUCUGUUUCCUUGUUUAUGAGUUUAGGCGUCUCGGUGGCUUCGGACGGGUUCAGGUGUGUUUGCUCUGUCCCUGGGAACUGCGACAACAUUUACACGGGAUUGUCGAGGAAGUCCUCUAUUUGACCGUGUUGGUCGCCCGUUGCUAUUCUGGGCCCCACCUACUGGAAGCGCUCACAUCGGUAAAACCUGCCGGGGUUGGAUCUUGAUCGGUGUUUUGAGACGUAAGGCUCUGAGUUCAGCUUCUGUUCUGAAUGGCCACAGCUGCAGACGAGCCUGCAGGCCCACAGGACCACAAUUUGACUGGGAUUCGAAAAAAUGCUUCAACAGAGGGUCCAACCAUGUCUCAGACCAUGAAAAAAACAAUCGGCCAUCGUGGAAUCAAUCCCACUGGGGAGACUACGUACAAAAAGACAACAUCCUCAGCCCUGAAAGGUGCCAUCCAGUUAGGCAUCACACACACAGUGGGAAGCUUAAGUCAAAAACCGGAGAGAGAUGUACUUCUGCAGGAUUUUGAAGUUGUUGAAAGCUUCUUUUUUCCCAGUGAGGGCAGCAACCUGACACCCGCCCACCAUUAUGGGGACUUCAUGUUCAAGACAUAUGCACCAAUCGCCUUUCGCUACUUCAGAGAGAUGUUUGGCAUUCGCCCUGAUGACUACAUGUAUUCGCUGUGUAAUGAGCCGCUGAUUGAGCUUUCAAACUCUGGGGCCAGUGGAUCUCUCUUCUACGUCUCAAGUGAUGAUGAGUACAUCAUUAAGACAGUGCAGCACAAAGAGGCAGAAUUUCUGCAGAAACUGCUUCCUGGAUACUUUAUGAACCUGAACCAGAACAAGCGGACCUUAUUACCAAAGUUUUACGGACUGUACUGUGUCCAGUCAGGUGGAAAAAACAUUCGUAUUGUAGUAAUGAACAAUUUGCUCCCAAGUGAUGUACGACUGCACUCCAAGUUUGAUUUAAAGGGCUCCACCUAUAAGAGACGUGCCUCGCCUAAAGAGAGGGAAAAGACUUCACCUACAUACAAGGACCUAGACUUUAUGCAGGACAUGCCUGAUGGCCUGUUACUGGAAGCUGACAAACACACUGCACUUUGCAAGACCAUCCAUAGAGAUUGUUUGCUCCUGCAAAGUUUUAAGAUCAUGGACUACAGCCUUCUGAUGGGAAUCCACAAUGUAGAUCAGGCUUGUCGAGAGCAGGCCAGCGAGGAGGCUGUUGCAGGGGCUGUGGAACAGAGGAGGCCACAGAAGUCCCUGUACAGCACUGCUAUAGAGGCCAUCCAGGCAGAGGCUGUGAGUAUGGGAUCAGAGGACACGGAGGACAGAACGGGAGGAAUACCAGCCAAAAACGCAAAAGGAGAACGGUUGCUGUUGUAUAUUGGAAUCAUCGACAUUCUUCAAUCCUAUAGGUUGGUGAAGAAGCUUGAGCACUCUUGGAAAUCCCUGGUUCAUGACGGGGAUACUGUGUCUGUACACAGACCAAGUUUCUAUGCAGACAGAUUUGAGAAGUUUGUGUGUACCAUAGUCUUCAAGAAAGUCCAACUAAAGACUUCCCCAUCUAAGAAACGCCGUGCAGUAUCCCAUGGUCCUUUGAAAAAAACUGGUGGCAGUGGGCCUCCACUAUCGACCCAAACCAGCACCAGCAGCCAGCCGCUUUCACUCCAAAAUCAGCCUAGCAUCGAGAGCAGAGAAGACACUGAAGUAGACAACGUUAUACAUUCUGGUCGUCCUGAUCUCCUCCCGAUGACCUCAUUGCCCAGCAAUGCCGUUGGUACCACUGCUGAAACUCCAGAUUCUUCAUCCUCAGGGACACCUGAAAUUUCUUCCUCCAAUUCAGUGAAAUUGGACGUAAACAAACUGUUAAGCAAACAUAUGGAACGUAGCACCCCCAAGAGAGCUCAGCUGGGGACUCUUGAAGAAAGGGCAGAGGAUGUAAUCUCAUAAUUCCUAAUACAAGCAAACGUUAUAGUUUUGGGGAACAACUGAACUGAAAUGGACCAAAACAAACAUGGAGGAUGCUAGUGUGAACAAAAUGUUACUAAAUUCUCUUGGUGUGAGGAGAGUUAAUACGAAAUUUCAGCCAAACCAAGUUUUCCUUCACACUUUGCCAGAUCUUUCCUCUGAUCACAUAUGGGUGGUUGUGCUAGUGACACUAGUAAUGCGGGUGCACAGUAAUGCUGCGGCCAUUUAACACUAUUUCUUACCGUAAUCUUUGUAGGGACAACCAAACAUUGUUCUUUGCAUUGAUGAGCCAGCAUUUGUUUUGAUACUCGACACUCUCAUUUAAGGCUCGCUUGUCUGUUUUUCCGUGUACUCUUUUAGGGUCCAUGAGUGUCUAGAGUACUGUUUCUGCUGUAUGUUCGACGUAAACAAUUUAACACACAACCAUACAGUAUAGUGUCAGCCUAUCAGGGUCGCAGAUUAAACUUCAGGUCUUUUAACAAAUUUAAUGUAUUUGUACAUGGUACUUUUUCAAUAUCACUUUGAUUCAUGCUGGAAAAGAAAGAGGUGUUGUGAUGUAAGUGUACUACUGUAGAAACUGUGAAUGUCACCCAUCGUGUUCAGGCAAAUGUUAAACUUUAAAAUGGGUUGCUUUAUAUGUAUGUAUACACUGUAUGAUCUGAGUUCAGUUUUCGUUUGCAAGUGCACUAACAACUAAAUACCACUGAUGAGCUGAUACUCAGAUGGUUGAGCACCAAAACAAACAAUGAUCUGGGGCCUGUCUCAUGAAUUUAGUGAAUCUUUUUUUUUUUUUUUUUACUGAGAUGCACAGAUGUUUAACUAAGACCAAAAACUGCAACGACCAGCUAAUGUCUUUCAAAUCAGUCAAUGAAAUCAAAGAACCACUGACUCAAGGAGUCACAUCAAGUAAGACUACAUGAUGUCAGUUUUCCUAAAUGGUAUUAUAAUUUUGUUUUACAUUGUAAUUUAUAGUAUUUGUAAUAGUAUUAUAGUAAAUGUUUGCAAUAAAACCAGCAUUCCACCCUGUCAGCAGUUAACAAAGCAGGACAUGCAUAGUGCUUUUCAUUAGUACUAAGCAAAACUUUAGUUUGUGUGUGUUUAAGUGUUUUAUCUUACAAAAAAUAUUUGCUUUAAAGAAGAUGACCAAUGUAGAUUAUGGAAUUGUGCCUUUGCUGCUGAAUGUUUGAACUAUAAACCUAAUUUUUAUUUUUAUUUAUGCAUUUUCUACAUUUGGAGUAGUCAGCUGCUAAACAUAAACAGGUUACAUAAACUAAAUGCAAUGUGGAUUAUGUGUUUCAGCUGCUGCUUUCAACUUUAAGUUUCUUGUGUCCAGAACAUAUUAAAUACGAUAUGUCUGCUUUU
Messenger RNA from Betta splendens (Siamese fighting fish), 3338 nucleotides. RefSeq names its product phosphatidylinositol 4-phosphate 5-kinase type-1 alpha-like. The record is from RefSeq and is a predicted model, not a curated record. The coding region runs from base 276 to 1958 and encodes 560 amino acids. Gene Ontology annotation, molecular function: phosphatidylinositol kinase activity. Lineage: Eukaryota; Metazoa; Chordata; Actinopteri; Anabantiformes; Osphronemidae. Gene Ontology annotation, biological process: phosphatidylinositol metabolic process. The transcript has 16 exons.